Messenger RNA from Aspergillus nidulans FGSC A4, 1749 nucleotides. It is a transcript of the gene gpi16, whose product is annotated as GPI-anchor transamidase subunit GPI16. Gene Ontology annotation, biological process: attachment of GPI anchor to protein. Lineage: Eukaryota; Fungi; Ascomycota; Eurotiomycetes; Eurotiales; Aspergillaceae. The transcript has 3 exons. The coding region runs from base 1 to 1749 and encodes 582 amino acids. Gene Ontology annotation, cellular component: GPI-anchor transamidase complex; endoplasmic reticulum membrane. The record is from RefSeq and is a predicted model, not a curated record.
AUGACUAUCAUCUAUAUCCUUGCGCUCGCUAUCGCCGCGUUGUCCGUUGGCUCCGCGGCAUCGAACUAUCACGAAAACCUCCUCCUACAACCGCUUCCGCCCUCGUCCUUACUCGCCUCGUUCAAUUUCAGAAGCAACGCGACACAGACGUCAUUCCAGCAGCAGCAUUUCCGAUAUUUCCCUCGCGCGCUUGGUCAGAUUUUACAGCACGCAAACACCCGUGAACUCCACCUCCGGUUUACCACUGGGCGAUGGGAUUCUGAAAGCUGGGGCUCGCGUCCUUGGGACGGAGCAAAGGAAGGAGGCACCGGCGUCGAACUAUGGGCGUGGAUUGAGGCGGCUGAUGAUGAGAUAGCUUUCUCGAAGUGGAUUACAUUGACACAAUCGUUGUCAGGGCUUUUCUGUGCAUCGUUGAACUUUAUCGAUUCAACGAGAACGACGCGGCCUGUUGCAUCGUUCGAGGCUACCGGUCACCAUGUUGAUUCGGACAACCUGCACCUGCUCCACGGAACCCUUCCUGGCGAGGUUGUCUGCACGGAGAACUUAACGCCGUUCCUAAAGCUACUGCCUUGUAAAGGGAAGGCUGGGGUGGCUAGCUUACUUGACGGACAUAAGCUGUUUGAUGCUGCUUGGCAAAGCAUGGCGAUCGAUGUGCGCCCCGUCUGUCCGUCGUCGGGAGAAUGUCUGAUGCAAAUCGAUCAGACUGUAGACAUAGUGAUGGAUAUUGAGCGGUCAAAGCGUCCAAGAGUUCCUGCAGACAAACUUGUCUGUGACACUUCCAAGUCUUACCAUGCAAGGGACACUUGCUAUCCGUUAGAGACGACAGCCGCGAAAAGCUGGAGCAUAUCGGAGCUCUUCGGGCGCACUGUUAGUGGCUCAUGUCCCUUGAUGGAUACGCAAGAGAAGACUGUUUGCCUCCGCGUUCCGCCUACACAGGAAGUGCGUCCUUCGCCAGAGUUGGUGAAUGCGAGAUUUUAUGAUCAGUUCACUCGCUGCUAUACGCCACCGUCGUCCGAGCCUUUCGACUUGGAUGUCCCAGAGCAAGCUGCCAUAAAUAUUACUAGCAGUGUCCCGCUUGAAGAGCCCGUUCUCCAUGCUGAGCGGACAAUUGUCGGACACGGGCAGGAGCGAGGGGGAAUGCGCAUUAUCUUCGAUAACCCUUCGAGUGAGAAGCCCGUCGAUUUCAUCUACUUUGAAUCUCUUCCCUGGUUCCUACGACCUUAUAUCCACACACUUCAAUCAACCAUCACCGGCCCCGAUGGCGUUCGUCGACAAGCCCCGACCACCGAUUUUAUCAGAGAGACCUUUUACCGCCCUGGCGUUGACCGCGAGCGCGGGACACAACUAGAACUCGCCCUGUCCGUUCCACCCGCUUCCACCGUGACUCUUACCUACGAUUUCGAGAAGGCUAUCCUGCGCUAUACUGAGUACCCGCCCGACGCAAACCGAGGGUUCAAUGUCGCCCCGGCCGUUAUUAAGAUCGCCGCCUCAAAGCCUAUCUAUAUCCGUACAACGAGUCUUCUCCUCCCCCUCCCGACACCCGAUUUCAGUAUGCCAUACAACGUCAUCAUCCUUACGAGCACGGUGAUUGCGCUUGCCUUUGGCAGCAUCUUCAAUUUGCUCGUGCGCCGCUUCGUCACUGUCGAAGAAGCGGCCGCGCUUCGGGCGCAGACAUUCAAGGGCCGCCUGGGUGGGAAGAUUGUUGCCCUACGCGAUCGGAUACGUGGAAAGAGCGCCAAGGUGGAAUAG